This is a messenger RNA of Brassica napus (rape), 599 nucleotides long. RefSeq lists its product as uncharacterized. The transcript has 3 exons. The record is from RefSeq and is a predicted model, not a curated record. NCBI's taxonomy places the organism in Eukaryota, Viridiplantae, Streptophyta, Magnoliopsida, Brassicales, Brassicaceae. The coding region runs from base 153 to 434 and encodes 93 amino acids.
CCACGAUCUUACCCGACCCGACUCGUCGUUAGUCAUCUCCUCAAAGUUUGACUUUUUCCCCCUGAGUUUCUCUCCAAGUCGAGUCAAGGAAGGUACCUAGCUGAAUCCACUAUUUCUCGUCUGGGUGAAAGGAGCAACUUUCCUGAUCAAAGAUGGGUACUCAAGAGAAUGUGAAACACCUCGAGGAGUGCACCGUUUCCAAUGCACUAGGGACAUGGGUAUUCUCAGUUCUAGGAGCAUUGGUUGCGAUCCCAGUGGGCAUCAAGCGCAAGUCUCUAGGCCCACUUGUUUUCUUCGGCACUACCGGAACGAUGCUCGACAUCAUCAUUGGCGUGACUCAGUGCGAGAGAGAACACGCUGAACACCAACUGAAGUUACUCCAAGACUCUCAAAACGCAACAACGAACAACGCAGAGACAGAUUCCUUGUCCUAAAUCUUCUUUCACAGUUUUCUUUACAAUAAGACUUUGAUGCCAUCUUCAAGUCCAAACUUGUUUCAAUAUCGUGAUCAGUCCAUGUGUAGUGACAGAAUAAAGAAGAAAUUAUUUUGAUUUUAUCAAUACUAAUAAACUCAUAUAAAAUAAUGAUUUAUGAUCUCA